Messenger RNA from Ochlerotatus camptorhynchus, 1220 nucleotides. Its product is annotated as sulfotransferase 1B1-like. Gene Ontology annotation, biological process: sulfation. Gene Ontology annotation, molecular function: sulfotransferase activity. Bases 122 to 1102 code for a protein of 326 amino acids. The record is from RefSeq and is a predicted model, not a curated record. NCBI's taxonomy places the organism in Eukaryota, Metazoa, Arthropoda, Insecta, Diptera, Culicidae. Gene Ontology annotation, cellular component: cytoplasm. The transcript is spliced from 3 exons.
UGUUUAGAGAUUACAAAUAAAUUAGUCGACAGUUUCAGUUCACGUUUGAUAAGCUAUUGUCUGCUUCUUUAUUCUAUCACAAUCAGUUUGCUAGUUGCUUUCAUCAGAAUAGGUAGCAAUCAUGUCGUACGAGUACAUCGAAAUAGGCGAUCCAGAUUUUUUGGAAAAUCAUAUCCAAAAUGAAGAGCUCGACUAUAUACUAGUGAGGAAACAAUCUUUAGAAAAUGUUCCAAUAGACCAUUGGAAACCACCAGCUUACUGUUUCACCCGAAGGUUUAAAAACUUUGAAAGUGAAUUAACCAAUUUUGAGGUAAAACACGAUGAUGUUUGGGUUGCAUCUUAUCCAAAAAGUGGUACAACGUGGUGCCAAGAAAUGGUGUGGCUGAUAUGCAACGGUCUUAACUACGAUGCUGCCAAGACACAACAUCUGAGAAAGCGAUUUCCAUUUUUAGACAUCAGCUUGAUACACGAUUUACCCGACGGAAGAAGUUCUUUUCAGAAAGUGGAGAGUAUGACAUCUCCAAGGUUCAUUAAAACACAUUUACCCGUGUCAAUGUUACCGAAGCAAUAUUGGGACGUUCUUCCGAAAACGGUUUACGUUCACCGAAAUGUGAAAUCUGUAGCUGUUUCGUAUUAUCAUCACUCCAAAAAUUACUUCUACCGUGGAACGAAGGAGCAGUUUGUCAGAUCGUUUAUGAAAGAUUUACAAUUUUAUUCGCCAAUACAUAGUCACGUGAUUGGCUACCACUCAUUAAAAGGUUGUGAAAAUAUUUUGCAUUUGAGAUAUGAAGAUAUGAAGUUUGAUCUUAAAAAAGUAGCUGAAAAAGUUUGUUCAUUUUUUGGACAUUAUUAUAGUAAUACACAGUUGGAGGGACUGUGUCAACAUUUAUCGUUCGGUUCAAUGAAAAACAAUGUAUCUUGCAAUUAUGAAGACGAAACUGAUGCUACAUGGAUAGAUAAAGAGCCAGAUGAUAGAUUUAUUCGAAGAGGACAGGUGGACAGUUGGAAAAGUGAAUUAACAUCCGAAUUGAAUCGAGAUCUUGAUGAGUGGACUGAAACAUCGGUGAAAGAUAAAAAGCAUCUAAGUUUAUUUUUUGAGUGAAAAUUUAUAUUUCUCACAUAUAUUUUAUAAGCUGUUUACGUAAAAUAGCUUGUAUGAGCCUAAAUACAAGAUGUGAUGUAUGUUAUAAAAAUGUAACAACUGAAGGCAACUGUUUUUA